Messenger RNA from Symbiodinium pilosum, 1758 nucleotides. NCBI's taxonomy places the organism in Eukaryota, Dinophyceae, Suessiales, Symbiodiniaceae. The record is from the annotation of a GenBank genome assembly.
GAUGUCAGCUUCGAGCUGCCUGGCUCCGGGCUCAAAGGGCGGAGCCUAAUUCUGGCUCCGUGCUCCGGCCAUUUCGAGCCGGGAACGCUGGUGGCACUGAUGGGCCCCUCUGGGUGUGGGAAGACCACGUUGCUGGACAUCUUGGCAGCCAAGAAGACCUCGCCCUACUCGGGGUCUGUUCAUCUCAAUGGUCGAGAGCGAGACAACCUAUUCCCGCGGAUCACCAGCUAUGUGCCGCAGGAUGACAUCAUGUUUCCCACGGUGACAGUGAAGGAGCAGGUCUUGUUCCACACGGUCCUGAAGACCGAGGUGCCACGCGGCGUCACUAGGGAGAUGAUUGACAACGCCACGAGGUUACGACUCAAAGCGGUGGGCCUCGAGGAGGUGCAGGACUACUUGAUCGGAAGCGACGUGGUGAGGGGCAUUUCUGGCGGCCAGAGGCGGCGAGUGUCGUUGGCUUGCGGUCUAGCGACUGGCGCGCAGAUUUUCUUUUGUGACGAGCCCACUUCGGGUUUGAGCGCCACCGAUGCUGAGCAGUGUGUGAGGUAUAUGCGUGUGCUGUGCAAGAAGUACGGCGUGAGCAUCAUCGUGGCGAUACACCAGCCCAGACAAGAGGUGGCAGUUCUCUUCGAUCACCUGCUUUUGCUGACGAACCCAGGGGAUGUGGUCUACAAUGGACCAAUGAGGGAGGCGAAGCGGUAUUGGAGCGAUGCUGGCUUUCCCGUUCCCGAGCUGAUCUCCCCAACGGAUUAUUUUCUGGACCUGGUCACCCCGGGAACUCUGGAUUCGCAGGUCAGUCACUUCUUGGAAUUCUAUCGGGUGCAUGGCAAAGCCACAGUUGACAAGCUGGUGGACGAGCAGCUGCACAAUCAGAGGAUGACUGCCUUGCAGCUGCUGGAGGAGAGAAGAGCCCGCUUGUUGACGGUUGGCGACAUGCCGCCGGUGCGGAACAGCAUCUACGGUGUCAGGUUCCGGAAGCAGCUGCAGAAGGUCUUUUGCAGGCAAGUGCGCCUUCUUCUUCGGGACCAGCAGGGCGUCCUGACCGAGAUUUUGGUUGCAAUAGCACAGGCUCUGGUCGUAGGGGCCGCGUAUAUCGGCAUUGGAAAAGGACAAGACGCUGGAUACCACCAGGUCGGGUUCUAUUUCAUGCUGGUGAUGACGUGCGCCCUUUCCGGCAUCAAGGUCAUGCCGAAGGCGAUCGCGGAACGAACAGUGAUGAAGUUGGAAGUUUCAGAGGUCCUGUACAGUGACUGGGCAUACAUUAUUGCCUUCACCAGCCUCAACCUCCUCUUAUCUCUUCUUUGCAAUGCCAUUUUUGUCACCUUGGUCUUCCUCUUGAGCGAGCUUGAGUGGACAGUAUACCCAAUUGUUUUGCUGUGGAACAGCAUCAUUUACAUAGCCAUGGACAGCGUUUACCUCAUGGUGGCUGCAGCGGCCAAAGACUCUAGCAUGGCACAGAUCUUGCUGGCGCCCAUAUUGACGAUGGCCAUGCUCUUCAAUGGCUUUACGGUCUCUCGGAAGUCGGUGCCCGACUUCAUGGCCUGGGCCUUGGAGCUGUCUCCAGUUUCCCACGCAAUGGAGGAGAUGGUCCUUGCCAUCCAGCAGAGAAUCGACAGCAUGGAGUUGAAGGUCGUGGAGACCCUUUUUGGCUUCGAGAGCCACCUAGACAGAUCACUAGGCGUCCUUCUGGGAUGGUUCUUAGUCUUCAGGAUAGCCCAGAUCGUCUGUUUGAAGUCUUUGCACCACAUCAAGCGCUGA